UUGUAACCUGAUACGAUGCCGUGUUUUGGUUCGGUUCCGUGAGUUACCGUACGACAGUGAAAGCGAUGGGCGGACAGGGUAGCAGCCUUCUACACAGAAUCCCCGGCUUCAAACCUCUCCAUAUCGUCAUGCUAGGCUUAGACUCAGCCGGCAAGACUACUGUACUGUACAGACUCAAGCUCGGAGAGUUUGUAAACGCUUUACCGACCGUGAGUUUUAACACCGAACAUAUCCAGUUUAAAGGGGAGGUCGGGAACAACAUGGUGUUUAAAGUCUGGGACGUCGGAGGCCAAGAAAAACUACGACCUUUGUGGAGACCGUACACAAGAGGUACAGACGGGAUAGUUUUUGUCGUGGACAGUGUGGAUAAAGAGAGGCUAGACGAGGCUAGAACUGAGAUUUUACGCGUAGCAAGGUACACAGAACACCAGGGCGUGCCUAUCCUUAUUUACGCCAACAAACAGGACCUUCCCGGUGCACUGAGUGUCCAAGAAGUCGAGGAAACCCUGUCUGUAUCCGACAUAAGGACCACCAACUUGUGCCACGUUCAACCAACUUGUGCAAUUAUCGGAGAAGGGCUAACAGAAGGACUCGAGGCGCUGUAUCGGAUGAUCAAAAAGAGGAGAAAAAUGCUGAAACAGCAGAAAAAGAGAGGGAGGUGACACGCAAGUGGGAAUGGCCAUUCUGUGUGUCUUAUUUGUAAAGGAAUUUGGACAAUAAACAACUAGGAAUGCCACAUGGGCAGUGGAAAGUGACCACUGUUUGACAGGGAAAUCAUGUAUAUAUCUGGUCACAGGUGGAAAACACCAUUAUCGUUGCUUAUUGAAUUUAACGUUAAAAUUAUUCAAAUUCGUAUUGUAUACCUGUAUAUAAAUCAUUAUGAGAAUAGUUUUUGUACCUUCCCUUUUCAAUUUUAAUCUUUUACCACUUCCCUGUAUUUUUAAUACUUCCUAAAACCCCAACUUGUAUUUUAUAAACAUACUUGCCUCAUGGUUUAAAUGGUUUUAAAUGGAACGAAUAUCCCACAAAUUAUGGUGCAACCGUUGACUGUUUUAAUAAGCAAUGGACAAUCAUAAUGUGUUAAAAUGUGUUAUUUUAUUAAACACUAAUAUGUUGCAUACAUGUAAUAUCUUAGCAUAUGUGCAGCUUGGCAAAGUAACAUUUCUUUUUAUAGAUAAGUAUUUUUUGAUCGAAUCCAUUGUUUUAUUUUCUAUUACUGUACACAGUUUUGCACAUGUAAUGUAGAUUAACAUUUUUUUGUAGCAUAUUCAUGAUAUUGCCUUACUAAUUGGCACGAAGACUGCAGUGCUCAAGAUAGAGAUCAGCUGAUAUCAUUUUAUGUCCCCUUGUACUGAAGUCCAAAUUUCUUUCCACCAAGAAAUUUAUUGAUGUAACUGUGUGACUCUGUACUACUGCAAAUCUUGAAAUACUUGUGGUGGACUUAUCUUUGCAGCAAUUGUGGUAACCUGUUACCAUAAACUGAAGCCAUAACACUUCAAAUGUUUGUUAUUCUACUGUGCUACAGAACUGUUUCAAAGGGAAACUUCAAAACCUCAAAAAACCCUUUAUGCCUUCUUACCUGAAAUAAAACCACUGCAAAAGUAAAUGCAUUUACUGUAUAUAGCCUACCAGCAUAGAUGAACUUUCAUGCUGGUUUAUUGAUUUGUAUGCUUUUCUCAAGGCAGCAGAUUAAUCUACUAGUAUGUAUGUUUCAAUUUCCAAGCAGAUUAUAUACAAAUGUACGACUUUGGGUGCUGUAGUAUUUGUGUGCCUUUUUCCUGACAUCUGAAUAUGUUUCAAGUGGCACAUUUUCUAACUUGAAGGACAUUAAUUAUUUAUAUAGGGAAUAUAUUAUGUCCUUGGUAAACUUAAAGCAAGAUGAAAACAGAAUGUACCAGUUGAAACUUCAAAACCCUUAGAAUGUUGCAAAAAGGCAUACAAUAGGGAAAUGGUGGACUGAAUGCAAGUCAGAAAUACGCACAUUGAAGUUGAAAACCAGAACUGUACAUCUGCAUUGAAAUCACAGUCAAUAUGUUCAUCCGCACAAGACAGUAUCUUUGUAAAAGAUGAUUUGGACAUGAUUAUGAAGUGUGUGGGUAGUGAUCACGAGUUGUACUUGUAAACCUGGUCUGUUAUGGUGAAAAUGAAGACUGUGUAACACGUGGGCAUGUCUUGUAACACUGUGUGAAUAAACUCUGUAUAUGGAAUAACA
This is a messenger RNA of Branchiostoma floridae (Florida lancelet), 2212 nucleotides long. Its product is annotated as ADP-ribosylation factor-like protein 4C. Gene Ontology annotation, biological process: intracellular protein transport; vesicle-mediated transport. Lineage: Eukaryota; Metazoa; Chordata; Leptocardii; Amphioxiformes; Branchiostomatidae. Gene Ontology annotation, molecular function: GTP binding; GTPase activity. Gene Ontology annotation, cellular component: cytoplasm. The record is from RefSeq and is a predicted model, not a curated record.